Molecule: messenger RNA, 2028 nt
Organism: Arabidopsis arenosa
Lineage: Eukaryota; Viridiplantae; Streptophyta; Magnoliopsida; Brassicales; Brassicaceae
Source: the annotation of a GenBank genome assembly
GCGCAUCGUUGAAGAAGAAGAAGAAGAAGACGACGAUUGACUAAGAAUGGUGCUACUAUUUUUCGUCUUGGAUCUGCGGAAUAUCUCGCCGUCUCUGAUCGGAGAUCUAAAGCAGUCGUUUCUGAAACUCGGCAAUUUACACGCAAUUUCGUCUCCGGUAGAUUCUCUCACUGAUCGGAUCGGUUUGUGUUAUAUCUUGAAAGAUCGGAUUUCUGGAAACGAUCAGUUGAAAUUUGCCUACACUCCUACUGGAAACUUCUGUCUUCGAGACUUCCAUCACGCUAUCAACAGCUUGCCUUUGGAUGCGUUUGUACCUGAGAUCGAUGAAUCGGGAGCCAUAUCUUGCAGAGAUCUUAAGCUAUCAAGUGUUCUGUGUGAUCGAGCUUUGUACUCAUGGGGAGGUAGAGACAUUAUGAGGAAAGUUAUUGUGCUGAGUUCUUGCUUCCCUGAAGAUAUGGAUUCUGAAGCUAGAAACACUCUUAUGGCUGCAGCAGAUAAAUGUGUCUCAGUUGAGUUUCUUCUGUUUGAGGAGCAAGCAAGCUAUGCGAGCUAUACGCAGGAGAAGAUUAAUAGAUUCCUCAGAUGCUUAUCAGAUCUUGACAAUUGUUCAUUUCAAACCUGCAUCCCUGAUGGAAAAUCACUUCAUGGGCUUGAAAUGAGAUGGCUUCAGGAGCUAAAGGAUGACACUGGAGAAUCACUGCAGGCUCAGAUUAUCUUUAAAAGUAACAUAGUUGGUUCAGUGAACAAAAUCUUCGGCAAUCUCACCGCAGCCACAAAUCAAAUUGUUGACAGAUUUAGCCCUUGUCGAACAUGCAGGUGCCAUGGAUUCCCAUUACUAGAUUCUGUGAAAAACACCAUGGAGAAUCUGCAAUGCUCCAUAACCAACCAUGAACUUGGAAAGUAUGAUGUGAUUGAAAAUUCCGUGAAAAUUGGCGACAGAACUGUCCUGUUUUUACCUUCAAUCCAUAGCCUCCAGAAACUUCAUCCAAUCUCUUCCCAAGUUGAUUUCCAUGUCAUAGAGAGGACUAAUCUAACUUCUCUCAGUGAAGGCCUACUACUGGGGACACCUUACAUUGUAAGCCCUUCAACUUGUCAUGACACAGAAGCUUCUUCAGAAGAAAUGGAUCAACCAGAUUUGAACACUCAGAACACCAUGACAGCCGUGGAAUUUCAUUGUUAUUACGUUCUUCAACCGUCUGAAAAGGGUCCAAUGCUUCUGAGGUUUCUUAGUUUUAACAGACAAAACUGUUUGCAGAGAUUGGCAGGGUCAGAGGAAGUCCUUCCUAUUUCCAAUGUCAGUCAGUUUGCCGAGUCCUCUAUUCCUAGAGAAAUCGAGAUUUCUGUCAAAGGCGCUUUGUUAGAGAUUGAAUCAACGGAUUACAAUCCUUUGAUCCACAACAGAGGCUUUCACCAGAAACUGAACCUCAUUGUGAAAGAAAGUCUUCAAUUUGGUUCAUUACAUUCCAACGGGAAAGACACAACAUAUGAAGUGAGCUCAGUACUUUCAGAUUCUGUAAUCCCAGCGGCACAGACAUUUCCACACAUAGUAAAUCCAGAAACGCUUCAGGAAGUUCAUAUAAUCGAUGAAGAAGACAAAGCAACAGCUUCCAUAACUAAAGAAUGGGAACAACUAGUAGUCACUGAGGAGGUUCUCAUGAAGUCUCCUUCUCCGGUUAUAACUACGAUCCGCCAAGUUCUGUCUCCUAUACAGAGUAACAACAAACAGGCUGAUAUAAAAACUUCGAUGAUUUUGGAAAGACUUGAAGCUCCGAGGAAGAUAAGAGGAAAAGUUGGAUCACCAAGUGUAGUCAUACAUAGUCCCAUCUCACCAGAUGCCAGUAUCCUGACUCAAAAGAAGCCUCUGAUUCCUUUUCAGACAACUCAGGUUUCAUCAAGCCAGCUCAUGAAACCCAGCUUUCAGAGACUGAAAAGAAAGCCAAAGUGAGCUCUGAUCAGGGUAAGAUUCUGAUCUUCUUCUGCUUUUAUUUUACUUACAUAGUGAGAAUGUUAUAAAAGAGUGUUAAGACA